AUGAAUCAUAAUAUCAAUGAUGAUGAUGAUGAUGAUGAUGAUGAUGAUGAUGAUGAUGAUGAUGAUGAUGAUGAUGAUGAUGAUGAUGAUGAUGAUGAUGAUGAUGAUGAUGAUGAUGAUGAUGAUGAUGAUGAUGAUGAUGAUGAUGAUGAUGAUGAUGAUGAUGAUGAUGAUGAUGAUGAUGAUGAUGAUGAUGAUGAUGAUGAUGAUGAUGAUGAUGAUGAUGAUGAUGAUGAUGAUGAUGAUGAUGAUGAUGAUGAUGAUGAUGAUGAUGAUGAUGAUGAUGAUGAUGAUGAUGAUGAUGAUGAUGAUGAUGAUGAUGAUGAUGAUGAUGAUGAUGAUGAUGAUGAUGAUGAUGAUGAUGAUGAUGAUGAUGAUGAUGAUGAUGAUGAUGAUGAUGAUGAUGAUGAUGAUGAUGAUGAUGAUGAUGAUGAUGAUGAUGAUGAUGAUGAUGAUGAUGAUGAUGAUGAUGAUGAUGAUGAUGAUGAUGAUGAUGAUGAUGAUGAUGAUGAUGAUGAUGAUGAUGAUGAUGAUGAUGAUGAUGAUGAUGAUGAUGAUGAUGAUGAUGAUGAUGAUGAUGAUGAUGAUGAUGAUGAUGAUGAUGAUGAUGAUGAUGAUGAUGAUGAUGAUGAUGAUGAUGAUGAUGAUGAUGAUGAUGAUGAUGAUGAUGAUGAUGAUGAUGAUGAUGAUGAUGAUGAUGAUGAUGAUGAUGAUGAUGAUGAUGAUGAUGAUGAUGAUGAUGAUGAUGAUGAUGAUGAUGAUGAUGAUGAUGAUGAUGAUGAUGAUGAUGAUGAUGAUGAUGAUGAUGAUGAUGAUGAUGAUGAUGAUGAUGAUGAUGAUGAUGAUGAUGAUGAUGAUGAUGAUGAUGAUGAUGAUGAUGAUGAUGAUGAUGAUGAUGAUGAUGAUGAUGAUGAUGAUGAUGAUGAUGAUGAUGAUGAUGAUGAUGAUGAUGAUGAUGAUGAUGAUGAUGAUGAUGAUGAUGAUGAUGAUGAUUGA
Messenger RNA from Schistosoma bovis, 996 nucleotides. Lineage: Eukaryota; Metazoa; Platyhelminthes; Trematoda; Strigeidida; Schistosomatidae. The record is from the annotation of a GenBank genome assembly.